UGUGACAACAGGAAGCCGGAAUGUCAACAGUGUGAGGAUGCUGCUGUGGCUUUGACGCUUUUCAAUUCUUCAAUCACUAUUUUUAAGGACGCAGACUACAAUGACUUCCAUUAUAAAAGAAACACAAAGCAUAAAAGAAGCAGUGACUUUCAUCAAUGCAAUUGAUGUGAAUAAGUUCUCCAGACUGAUCUCCCGCAUCAUACAGAAGCUUCAUCUGAAGGGAGAGCGGACGUUCAGUGAGGAAGAGGAGGAAAAACUCCAGGCUGCUCUCUCAUUGGAUAAAAAUGCUCUCAACCUAGUCUUGGAAACUUCUGCCUUUAUAUUAGAGCAAGCAGUGUAUCAUAAUGUAAAGCCAGCCUCUUUGCAACAACAGCUGGAGAUGGUCCAUCUAACCCCAGAGAAGGCUGAGGUGUUCUCUCAGACCUGGGCAACUACUGGACCCGAACUGGUGGAGAAACUGAAAUGUAAUUUGUUUGCCCCGAAGAAGCUGGAGUAUGUUGGCUGGCAGUUGAACCUGCAGAUGGCUCAGUCCAGCCAUGCCAGACUGAAGUCUCCCAGUGCUGUCCUCCAGCUGGGGCUCCAGGGUGAAGACUCUGAGGUUCAGGAAAAUGUCUUCGUUGAGUUUAACCACCAGCAACUGCUUGAUUUGUACAACAAGCUCGAAAUCGUCCAAGGACAGCUGGAUUCCCUGACAUGAUGCCUUUUGGACUUUGUACAGCCACACACACACACACACACAGACACACUCAAGCACACGAACUAUAUGUUAAUGGUGUUUUUGCUGACAGCCAUGCAGCUGUUAGAGGCCUAGCAAUUAAAUUUUGUGCUCUGAUUUAUUUGAGAAAUAUGUCAAGUUUGAAGAAAUGAGUUCCCUUUUGAACUCCUUUUUGCACUCAUUACUCAGAGCCUGGAUUUUAUAGCGGGAAAUUACCCCAAAUUCAUCAGUAUGAGUUGUACUUGAACAAGUUUGUUUAAUAACGUUUUCUCCACCCUCUAGUAAAUUAAUGCUUGCUUUCCUUAUACAUUCCUUAUAACAAGAUGUAGAUGAUGAAAAUGUGCCAACAGUCAUUUAGCUUCAAGUUUCCUUUGUACUCUCAAAAAAAAAAAAAAAAAAAAAAAAGGAAAUUAAAUGUCAAAAUGUCUUUUGAACUACAACAAAUACAUUGUGUAGCUUGAAGAAUGAACUACUCUCCAUGGCAUUCUAAUAAAAUCUGAAGUGGAGGUGAAAUCCA
Molecule: messenger RNA, 1232 nt
Organism: Pundamilia nyererei
Lineage: Eukaryota; Metazoa; Chordata; Actinopteri; Cichliformes; Cichlidae
Gene: commd10
Product: COMM domain containing 10
Exons: 7
Coding region: 101-697 (198 amino acids)
Source: RefSeq, a predicted model, not a curated record